Molecule: messenger RNA, 2413 nt
Organism: Hippoglossus stenolepis (Pacific halibut)
Lineage: Eukaryota; Metazoa; Chordata; Actinopteri; Pleuronectiformes; Pleuronectidae
Gene: elac1
Product: elaC ribonuclease Z 1
Exons: 5
Coding region: 105-1211 (368 amino acids)
Cellular component (GO): nucleus
Molecular function (GO): 3'-tRNA processing endoribonuclease activity
Source: RefSeq, a predicted model, not a curated record
CACUGUGCGACUGUGUUUACAGCCAGCACGGCGCUCUCCUGCCUCAGUACGAGGAUCAUUUGAAAACAGUUUUCCAGCAGGUUUCCCUGUAACUUCCGGGGAGGAUGACCAUGGAUGUGACUUUCCUCGGGACCGGCUCGGCCUACCCGUCCCCUCACCGCGGGGCCUCGGCUCUGGUGCUGCGGACAGAGGGGGACUGUUGGCUGUUCGACUGCGGGGAGGGGACCCAGACUCAGCUGAUGAGGAGCCCGCUCAGAGCCGGGCGAAUCUCCAAGGUUUUCAUCUCCCACUUGCAUGGAGACCACCUGUUCGGUCUGCCCGGUCUGCUCUGCACCAUCAGCCUCAACACCAACCCCCAGCAGAACCUGAACUGUGUGGACAUCUACGGGCCCCGGGGCCUCCGGCACUUUCUCAGGGUGACACUCGGCCUCACGGGGUCACAGCUGCUCUUCCCUUAUGCAGUUCAUGAGCUGGAGCCCACCGCUGACCAGAGUCCAGAGGAGGGACAGCUCAGUCUGGAGAUGACAGCAGAGAGCGGACCUCUGCACCCGCAGGAGCGACCGGGCAGAACGAUCCCUCUGGACGUCUCUAGUGACUCCUACCUCCUGUUUGAAGACAAGAAGUUUGUGGUCAAAGCGUUCAGGCUGUUCCACCGUGUCCCUUCCUUUGGUUUUUGCAUUAAGGAGCACGAUCGUCCCGGAAGACUGAAAACUGAAAUGCUGAAGGAACUGGGCCUGAAACCAGGGCCUCUCUACGGCCGUCUCAAAGCUGGCGAGUCUGUAACUUUGGGAAGUGGGCGUGUGGUGCUGCCUACUGACGUGCAGGAGGAAUCCAUUCCAGGCAGGAAAGUCUGCAUUUUCGGAGACUGCAGCUCAGUUCUCGGGGAAGGAGCGCUGAGUCUGUGCAAUGGAGCGGACGUUCUGGUUCACGAGGCAACUCUGGGGAACGAGCACCGGGAGAAAGCAGUGGACCACGGACACAGCACGCCCGAGAUGGCAGCGGCGGUGGCAUGUGCCUGCAGUGCACGGAAGCUGGUGCUGUACCACUUCAGUCAGAGGUACAAACCCAGCUCCCUGCAGAAAGAGGGAGACGAGGACGACGUGUCAGAGCUGAAGCGACAGGCUGAAGAGGCUCUGCUGGACAGUGGUGUAGAAGUGACUCUGGCUGAGGACUUGCUGACUCUGCCCAUUCCUGUCAGGAGACCAAGAUGAGGAAUAACCAGUUGUCAGCACUAGGGAGGCCAUGGUGUGGAAAUGUUCCCACUGAGUAAUAAACUCGUGACAACACCAGUUUUACUGAUUACACUGGACAUUUAACAAGAAAAGACGUGUGUUGGCUCAGUGUCUCUACAGCGUUCCCUGAGUGAGAUUUAAGGAAAAUGAAAAGCAUUAGAAUCAGAACAACGGCUUUUUAAAUAUAGGCGUCAGUAGUGAUUCAGUCAGAAAUGUUUGUCUGUAGACAGCCAUACAAGCCAGUAGCCAGUCGGAUUCAUCUUUAGCCUUUGCGAUCGUUACUAUUUUUUUGUUUAUUGUUUUGCUGGCUGUUUGGAUUGGCUCCCAAGGGUUUGGAUCUCGAUCUCGCUCUCUCACAAACCUGGAUCAUGUUAAACAUGCAGCUUUUAUAAAUGUCUCUCUCGAACAGGCAGCAAGCACGAGGCAUUUCUUGGCAGGAGGAAUUUUCUAGUUAUUUUGCUCACAGAGUACUCCUUAGAUUGAAUUAUUCAAAUCAGAAAAAACUCAUCAGAAAAAAUAAGGCAAAUUCUUACUUUAAAUCAAAAAUAUUUAAUUUCCAACAAAUAUCAGUGGAAAAAUUCUGCCAUUUGCAGAAACUUUCCCCCCAAUUUUGAACAAAAUGUCUUAAACUUUUCCAGAACAUUUUCCAAAAUAUCUCCAUGUCCUCACCUUCUGCUGCUGUCUGAGUCCUGUCUGUUAAUCUUCAAGUCAUUUUUUAAGUUUCUUUAAUUCCCUGACAUUUUCUGAAAUAUUCUUGGAAAUUUUACAAAAUAAAAAUAAAAUCCCUAAAAAAACUCCUAAUCAGAUUUCUAUGAAACUUGGCCAAAGGAUGGGACAUGGGCCAAGAAAGUGUGUGAAAUGUUGUGUAGAUCCAAAUAAAGAUUUAAAUUUGUGCCUUGGCACAGUAAUGUGCUAUUUUGAGUGCCAGUCUAGAUACAUCAGUUUUGAGUCUUUGCGUCUGUUCAUGUGAGCUUGUAAAUAAAACCACAUCUUUUCACAAUUUCCUUAUGAUGAUAAAAGAACAUGCGUUCAUCUCUGAACAUUUUCCAGAGCUUUAUUUCUGGAUCUGUACACAAGGUAUUAAAGUACAACAGAAAAUACAAAAUAAUGUUUAACAAAAGAAAAAAAAAAACUCAAUGUUUAUGUACAAUUCUUAUAAACAAUAAAGAUAGCUUCUUGAA